Messenger RNA from Heterostelium album PN500, 417 nucleotides. RefSeq lists its product as uncharacterized. NCBI's taxonomy places the organism in Eukaryota, Evosea, Eumycetozoa, Acytosteliales, Acytosteliaceae. The record is from RefSeq and is a predicted model, not a curated record. Bases 1 to 417 code for a protein of 138 amino acids. The transcript is spliced from 2 exons.
AUGAAAAUUUCAAUCAUUUUGUUAUUAGUUGUUUUGACUGUUUUUUCCUAUAUUGCAUCUGCUGGCGACAUUAAACCAGCAUACUUCGAAACCGCCGAUGUUACUGGUACAACUAGAUUUAUCAUCAAAUUAAUUGAUGAAGAAAACAUUAAACAUGCCAGAGGUUUGCUUGAUGGAACUAUUACUGUACGACCACAUUUCAUGGGAAGAAUUAAAAAAACCACAACUGAUUAUAACCCAAGAUUCAGUUUCCAUUUGGACUCAGACACAAUUUCAUUUUUUGAUUUGGCAAUUGAAGUUUGCGAUGCUCACACAAGCUAUGUAGAAGAUCAUUUAGAUGAAGCAUGUGGUGCUUUCUUACCUGGAUGUUUUUGGUGUCCAUGGACCAGUAAAUUAGUUAGAGAAAUUAAACAUUAA